This is a messenger RNA of Austrofundulus limnaeus, 915 nucleotides long. Its product is annotated as outer dense fiber protein 3. Gene Ontology annotation, cellular component: cytoskeleton. Bases 163 to 771 code for a protein of 202 amino acids. Lineage: Eukaryota; Metazoa; Chordata; Actinopteri; Cyprinodontiformes; Rivulidae. The record is from RefSeq and is a predicted model, not a curated record. The transcript has 6 exons.
CGUGACAACGAUGUGCCAAAGGAUGACACUUGGUGUGGUACCUGGAGGCCCACCAGGCCGAGGAGGCCUAUUUUGGCUCAGUACAAAAGCCCGGGACCUAAAUACUCACUACCCGGACUUACAGGUGGACAUCAGCAUGAUCCAACCAAGUACAGGGCUCCAAUGUACUCCUUUGGUUCGCGUCUUAAUGCAGUAAAUACUGAUUGUUCCCCUGGACCAAUGYAUGAUAUCCCCGGCAACAUGACAAGAUACGGCAGAGAUGGAAUACCUGCGUUUUCGCUCCAUGGCCGCCCAAAACAGCCCCAACCAUCGCAAGUCCCUGGACCAGGUCAUUACUACCCAGAGCGUUCACAAAAGUUGAUCUACCCCUCAACGCUUGCUUAUUCUCUGUCUGGGAGGACCAAAGACAUCAAUGAGAACCUUACACCAGGUCCAGCUACCUACAAUCUACCCCCUCUGGUGGGGUCUCGAACUGUAAUCGCUCCUUCAGCACCAUCUUACACACUCUCUGGGCGAGGGGCCUUUCAGGAGAACAAUAAAAAUACUCCAGGUCCAGCUGAUUACAAUAUUACAAACCCCAGCAUUUGUGGGCCAAGACCUCUGCAGUUCACCAUUGCAGGCCGUCACUUUCUUCCCAACAAAACAAAUACACCAGGACCAGGAGCAUACUUCCCUGAGAAGGCAACCUUAACAAAGGCAAAAGCACCAGGCUUCUCCUUUGGAAUACGCCAUUCAGAGUACACUCUGCCUAUCAUCACAAAGGAUGAUUAGGAUGAUCAGCUCACUUGAAUAAAACUGAAACGGCAAAUUUGGAGCUGUUUUUUGGUUUCCUUGUUCAGAAUUUGACUAAAAAAAGAAUAAAUAUUGAAUGCUGUUCUUUAACUGUAGGUAGUGGACAUGUGAUAAAUGCUAGGC